Carya illinoinensis is the source of this 1471-nucleotide messenger RNA. RefSeq names its product SKP1-interacting partner 15. The transcript has a single exon. The record is from RefSeq and is a predicted model, not a curated record. Gene Ontology annotation, molecular function: protein binding. Lineage: Eukaryota; Viridiplantae; Streptophyta; Magnoliopsida; Fagales; Juglandaceae. Bases 104 to 1210 code for a protein of 368 amino acids.
UCUCCCCAACUCAACCUACCGGUUCACCCCCCCACCCCCUUUUCUGUCUCUCUCUAUCACACCCAAAUCGUCCCGAUCCUCUGCUCAGCCACGCAACCGGAAAAUGGAAUCGUCUCCGAUCUACCGGCUCCCGCAGGACACUCUCCACCAGAUCUUCUCGAGCCUUCCGCUCCGUCAGAUCAUGAUCUGCCGAUCGGUUUGCAAGCUCUUCCACCAGGUUCUGACUUCGUCCUGCUUCAUAGACCUCAUCUCCUCCCAAUCGCCUCUCUCCCUCAUCGCUCUCCGGCCCCCUCAUCACCACCACCACCAUCGCCACUUAUCGUAUCUUCCUUCCCUCCACGUCUUCGACCCCGACCAGAAUCAAUGGCUCAGAUUCACCCUCGACUUUCUACCCUUCCGGUCACCGCACCCUGUCGCGUCCUCCCCCGGACUCAUCUACCUCUGGGCCGACUCACCUCACUUGUCUGAGCCCAACAAGUCGCUCGUGGUCUGCAACCCCUUAACUCGUCAAUUCCGAGUUCUCCCCCAGCUCGGCUCGGCCUGGUCGCGCCACGGCUCAGUCCUCGUCGACUCGGCUAACCGGGUUAUGGUACUCACGGAACUCGCGGCCCUAUACUUCUCUGGCUCGAACCAGUGGCUCAAAUUCUCUUCCAAUCUCCAGGCGAAACCCCGAAGCCCGAUCCUAGUCUCCGAGUCGGUCUACGCCCUCUGCGACGUCGGUUCACAUUGGCGAAGCCAAUGGAAGCUGUUCGCUUGCAGAAUCACAAGCGCCCGGAACUGCCAGACCUGGACUUGCCUGGAACGCCCCGAUUGGGGGGACGUGUUCGACAUCCUAAAACGACCGCGUUUGGUCCGCGGGAGCGGGAAACGAAUCCUGAUGAUCGGAGGGCUGAAGUCGUCGUUUUCACUGAACGCGUCGUGCUCGACGAUCCUGAUCCUGAGGCUGGAUCUGGAGACGCUGGAGUGGGACGAAGCGGGCCGCAUGCCCGGGGAGAUGUUCGAGUGCUUCAAGGAGUCGAGCAAGUUCAAGGUGUUUGGUGGUGGUGAUAGAGUCUGCUUCUCGGGCAAGAGGGUCGGAAAAUUGGCCAUGUGGGACCGCUGCGAAGGGAAAGGGGAGUGGCGGUGGAUCAACAUGGUGCCCGGGAGCGGCGUCGGCGAUGGGCUCUGUCGUGGGUUCGUGUUCGAGGCGAGGCUCACGGCUUUGCCUUGAUGGCAAUUAGAGGUUGGUGGUGGUGUUCGUUAAUGUUGCUCUUCUUGUUGGAUUAAAAUCACCUCAUCUAAUUAUGUUGUACCAUAAUGUUGUAUUCGGAUACGCAAAAAUGCUUUUUUAUCAUUGCUAAUUGAGGAUUGCCUACAUGUUGUUCUUUCUCAAUGCAUUAAAUCAAUGUAUCUUUAUCAAUUUUGGUUGAUAUCAGAGACUCUAACAUGGUAUUGUGGUAUAUGUACAUCAGAGAAUCGUUUGUGUGAUAAA